AAGCCUGAUACGUAAGUCUGUUUCCCCGUUGUGUGUUAUGUUCCGACGUUGAGUUUGUGAAUGCGAUGAUCCAUUCCGCGAAGUAGCGAGGGAUGAUUCGUGGAAGGAACGAAGCUGAUGUUGUAUAUGUAUAUUUAUAUACCCUCUCAUCUUCUCUGCAAUAUGUCCCUAUCAAUCCAGAUAGCCUUUACGCAAUAAACUCUAGAACAAGACUUCCAACAUGAAUCACCUUUAUACAAUCGGUCUUCUUUUGUUGACUGCAGUGUAAGCAGUCCUUGAGUUCCUUCUCCACUACCAAAGCGUAUAGAUACUUACAUUGCCCUUAGGCAAAACGUCUACUGUCUUCCAGACGCCCUUCGUCAUCGUUCCGAAACAUGUGCUCCAAGCUUGAUAACCACUUCAUACAUUAGUACCAUCUCAACAGUCAAGACAGUCCCUCAUUCUUGCUAUACCCGUACAAUUACCACCAUUCAAAGCUCCUUCCGUAUGUUAUCAAACUUUUCUCAAGUAGUUUCAGCGAACUAAUAAUACGAUAGCUUGCUCGGGAACAAAAUCUUUCAACCCUGCCACCUGUGGACCCGGUAUGUAAAACCAAUCACAAAUGUGAAAUCCCCCAAAUCUAACAAAAAGUUAAGUUCCCCUAUGUAUCCUUCUGUCAACAACAACUAUAACCGUUCCACCCAGCACCAGCUGCUGCCGCGCAACUCCGACCAUAACCGUCCCUGGCGCAUGCGCAAAAUGCCAAACAGGAUGUGCCACGGAUCUGACGACGGUGACUGUCACUGAAGGUGCAGCACCGCUAUCCUACAACCCAGGUGGUCCUCAAUUGCCCCCAACCAAGAGACAAGGGGGUCCCAUCAUUCCAUGCACAUCUACCUUGAGCCAAUUGAAACAGUUUACCCAUGGGCCUACGAGGACUCUCUUCCUAUCUACCAUUACAGCCACUAGCAGUGUAGACUGCGCGGGUUGCGGUGCUUUAAGCGUCCAGCUAAUUGGCGGCGUUGGUCCUGCUGUGAGAUUUACAACAACGGUGGAAGCAGAUGUGCCAACCACUACUACGGCUUUUGUUUGCUCCCCGACGCCCGCAUAAGUUUUGAAAUAUUAUCUGGAAUCAUUGGGUUUGCUUUGGAUGUUCAUUUUAUGCUUGGACCUUGGCUCACUGCUACACUCGUUUUGCAAUACAGAAAGAGAGGGAGAUUUUUGAUCAAAAUUUGUAAUGCAGUUCCGUACCGUUACUUUUACAAAUAUAAGCUUCAGCCUCUUUUGACUUGGCAAUGCAAUCAAUGUUCUUGGAAGAUAAUUCUU
Molecule: messenger RNA, 1305 nt
Organism: Sclerotinia trifoliorum
Lineage: Eukaryota; Fungi; Ascomycota; Leotiomycetes; Helotiales; Sclerotiniaceae
Source: the annotation of a GenBank genome assembly